Messenger RNA from Anoplophora glabripennis (Asian longhorned beetle), 1447 nucleotides. RefSeq names its product casein kinase II subunit alpha. The coding region runs from base 104 to 1303 and encodes 399 amino acids. NCBI's taxonomy places the organism in Eukaryota, Metazoa, Arthropoda, Insecta, Coleoptera, Cerambycidae. Gene Ontology annotation, molecular function: ATP binding; protein serine/threonine kinase activity. The transcript has 3 exons. Gene Ontology annotation, cellular component: cytosol; protein kinase CK2 complex; nucleus. The record is from RefSeq and is a predicted model, not a curated record. Gene Ontology annotation, biological process: protein phosphorylation.
UGUGAAUUAAACAAUAAUUUUUAAACGUAUAUAUUAUAGCAGCCAGUAAAUAAUUUUUUUGGUGCAUUCGAAAAUACUUAUAUUUUGUAUGAAUGAUUAAAUAAUGUGGUUUAGCAACGGAUUCCUUUCCUUUAUUGUUACCGUUUUAGUUAAAAUAAAGCUGAAGUCACCCGAUAAAAGAGAAGUAUCUCAGCAAAUACAAUUCAAAAAGCAAAAAAUGGGAAGUGAUAUUACUCUUAGGGAUUCCAAAAAUAUUCAAGUCAAAUCAGUAUCCAGAGUAUACGCCGAUGUCCUAUCGAAUAAACCGAACUCGUACUAUGAAUACGAUAAUUACUCCCCCCAGUUGGAAGACAUAAACAGCUACAGCCUUAUUCGCAAACUAGGUCACGGAAAAUAUAGCAUAGUCUUCGAGGCUCUACACGACGAAAGAAACGAACGAGUGGUUAUAAAAAUGCUGAAACCGGUUCGAAAGAGGAAAGUGAAACGUGAGAUAAAAAUCUUGGAGUGUUUGAAAGGCGGCCCCAACAUCGUCAAAUUGUUGGCCGUUGUCGGUAUCCCACACACCGACCUCCAUGCUUUAAUCUUUGAACAGAUGGUCCACCACGAGGAUUUCAAGAACAUUUAUUUGAAACUCAGUGAGAGCGACACUAAAUUCUACUUAUACGAGGUGCUGAGAGCCUUGGAGUACUGUCACAGUAGAGGAAUCAUGCAUAGAGACGUGAAACCGCACAAUAUCAUCGUCGACCAAGAGAAUCGAAAGAUCAGGUUGAUUGACUGGGGCCUUGCCGAUUUUUAUCAUCCGGGGCAAGAGUACAAUGUUCGGGUGGCGUCGAGGUACUUCAAAGGCCCCGAGUUGUUGGUGGAUUACGGGUUUUAUGAUUACUCCCUAGAUAUGUGGUCUUUGGGUUGCGUUUUUGCCUCCAUGCUUUUCAGGAAGGAACCUUUUUUCCAUGGAAACGACAACUACGAUCAACUCGUGAGGAUUGUGAAGGUGUUAGGUACGGCAGAGUUGAACACCUACUUGAAAAAGUACAACAUAACGAUCGAUGUUAAAUUUUCAUCCAUGUUGGGCGUGCACACUCGAAAAUCGUGGCAGAGAUUUGUCAACACCGAACACGAGUACCUAAUUACCGACCACGCGAUCAAUCUCCUAGAGUCUCUGCUCAAGAUCGAUCACAUGGAGAGAAUUUCGGCCAGGGAAGCUCUGAACCACAAGUAUUUUUCGCCAGUGCGUCGGAAACUCCACCCGAAGUCACCUUCCCUUUUAAACAGCGUGCUUUCAUCUCCGGAGGAGUGUCCUUAAUUAUGUAUUCCUUUUAUAUUUACCACAUUAAAUUUAAUGUAAUUUUUAGGAACAACGGUUAUAACACGCAAGACUAUUUUUUAAUUUAUUAAAAUAUGUUUAAAUUAUUUUAGAGUAACAGAAUGUUUGUCGAUUUAACUCAGU